Molecule: messenger RNA, 591 nt
Organism: Acaulospora morrowiae
Lineage: Eukaryota; Fungi; Glomeromycota; Glomeromycetes; Diversisporales; Acaulosporaceae
Source: the annotation of a GenBank genome assembly
AACGUAACGCUUUGCGAAAUUCAAUUUUCAGAGCACCACACAAAGACUGUGGAAAUUUGGGACACUCAUUGCGCAUUAACCCUUUUUGGUAACGGUGAAACCGGAAUCAUUUCCUAUCUCACAUGCCCUUUACCCUAUUACCUGAAUAUGGUUACAAAGAAAUCUGGUUUUAAGGAAGCACACUUGAACGCUGAGGAUUUGGUUGGAGUGAAAAUAUUGGUGGCAGACAUUUCCAUUACUAACUUUUUGCGUCUUGUGGGACAACAUCAGGGAUCAUUUGGAGGUCGUAGGGGGCAGGGUGGAAUGUGCAAGGUAUGCUUUCAGCAUGAUUUCCAAGACGACAAAAAGUUUAAGGAUUAUCCGAUAAGGUAUAUGAGUGUCAACAUAAUAUUAUCCAUCCACAAAAUCGAGAGUUCUUCGUGUACUAUCCGGGCACUAGGUACAAUUUUCGAGGCAUCACCGAACACCCUCCUUAGAGUCAAUCAUCCAUUAAUACUUGGUUCAUCGCGGGCCUAUAAUGGUUGGGGAGCAUCGAGAACUCUUUUGAUUUUUGAUACGAGGGAGUUCGAGACUUCAGUGAAAUGCGAACCG